Messenger RNA from Drosophila gunungcola (fruit fly), 3343 nucleotides. It is a transcript of the gene RASSF8, whose product is annotated as probable serine/threonine-protein kinase tsuA. Lineage: Eukaryota; Metazoa; Arthropoda; Insecta; Diptera; Drosophilidae. The coding region runs from base 476 to 2335 and encodes 619 amino acids. Gene Ontology annotation, biological process: signal transduction. The transcript has 6 exons. The record is from RefSeq and is a predicted model, not a curated record.
UUUGGCAUCGAGUACAAGUGCAUGCCAACAACAAUGUUUAUUUUUUGCUUUUAUUCGUUGGAAAUUCCGUAAAAACGAAUAAAAUCUUGUGUUUUUUAACAACAUAAGAUAUAUUUUUACAUGAGUAUAGUGAAGUGAAUAACAACGAAGUUCUAGCGUCGGAAGCAUAGAAACAAAAAAUCUGAAAUCAAAAAGUGAAUCAGAAUUUUUCCAGCGCACACACACAGACACACGCCCAGCAUACACACAAACACAAUACAGAGUUGUUGUUGUUGUAAAUAAGUGCAAGUGAAGAAGAAGCAGAAGCAGCGAUCGGAAAAUUAAGUAAAAUCUAGCAGAGACUGCAGCUAACACGCUUCGCUGGCUGAGCGACAGCAGAACGCCAGUCAAGCGCCAAAAACCAUUAGCGUAGAACACCCAUUUCCAUUUCCAGCUGGAGCGGCACUAGAAAAAAGACCAAAGAUAAUUAGCCGGAAUGGAGCUGAAAGUUUGGGUCGAGGGCAUUCAGCGAAUUGUUUGCGGCGUUACAGUGAACACCACAUGUCAGGAUGUGGUCUUCGCUUUGGCCCAUGCCACCGGAAAAGUGGGAAGAUUCACUUUGAUCGAAAGGUGGCGCAAUAAUGAACGCCAUUUGGCACCCAACGAGAAUCCCAUGAAACUGUUACUAAAAUGGGGCGAGUAUGCAAAUGAUGUGCAGUUUAUAUUACAACGAUCCGAGAACAAAACGCAGCAGCAACAACAACAACAACAACAACAGCAGCAGCAACAACAAACCAACAAUAACAACAACAAUAACUAUGCUGUGAUGACAACGAAAAAGCCGCUGGGCCCAAACAAUAAUAAUAAUAAUAGCAACAAGCCAGCGCCCACAUUGCUGAAGCAAAAAUCGAACGUCGAACUCAGCUACCGCACAAAGGAAUUGAAAAAGAGUUUUGGGGGCUACGAUGCCAAGCAGUUUGAUAACAUUGGAAUUGUUAAAGGGAUUCCUCAGCAGCAGCAACAACAGCAACAGUUGCAGUCGCAAUCUCCGAUUUCAGGGGCUAUGGUGCUGCCACCAAUGGUUUCACAGGAGCCGCUGCCACCACAGGGCAACAACAAUGUGGCGGCGCCACUGCUGCCAAAACAUGAGAAAUCGCUGUCGAAUCCUCUAGACAUGAGCAGCACGGGCACAGGCACUCCACCGACCACAGCAAAUGGCUACAACGACUUUUACAACAAUAACAGCAGCAGUAAUCAGCAUAUCUACAGCCAGCUGAGCAAAUCCAGCAAUGAACUGCGACGCUCUAGCCCCAACGAGCUUUACUACAACAACAAUAGUAAUAAUAUCAAUAACAACAAUAACUCACCGGAGCUGUAUAAGCAAACACCGACGAUUUCCGCAAAUGGAGCCUUAGUGCCGCCACCAUAUCGUGAUCCUCCGCCACCAAGGAACAGUCCCAUGUGCCAGGGUCAGCGUUUGGCCAGCAGCAAUGCGGACACCAUGUCCAAUGCCUCCUCCUCGACGAAUCCAUUCCUCAGUGACUACGAUCAGCACAGCAACCACAAUAACAAUAGCAUUAAUAAUAAUAGCCAGGCCAUGGAGGAGGGCGAGACCAUGUUCCAGGCCACGCAAUACAACGAUCUGCUGCAGCUCAUCAAGUUUCAGCGGGAGAAGAUCACAGCCCAGCAAAUGGAAUUGCAAAAGUUCGACUCGGAAAUAGUAUAUUUAGAAAGUAAGGAACGCGAUCACGCCCACGAAUUAGAGGCCAUUUCGCGUGAGAUCUCCAAAGCAGAUCAAAUCUUUCGACAAGGCAGCGAGCAGCUGCAGACUCUGCAGUAUGUGGAGGAGGAGAACGAACUGGUCAAGCAGCAGGAGAAAACCCUGAAGUCGGAGAUUGCUCUCCUCCGCUCCAAGUUGGCCAAUUGCGAGACUGAGCUGCUACAGUGCAAGAACAAAAUGCGUCUGCUGAUGGACGACAUUGAGCUGGAGCAACAGCAGCAGACCAAUAGGCAAACCGUGGAACGUGACUUCUUAAUGGAAAUGGAGCGGAUACAGAGCGAAAUUGAUCAGGCCCUGCACAAUACUGACACUUCGAACAAGACAGCAGAUACUUUGAAGAAGGAGUUGCUGAUGAUUGAGCACGCCAUUGCCGAUAAGAAGCGUCAGGUGGAGCAGCUGGUCAACGAGAUGAAGGAGGUGAACUUGCAAAGUCUGACGGUGACCACCACAGAGGAGAUCAAGCAUUUGCUGGAGGGACCCAACAAGCAGGGCAGCAGUCGUCGGAUAAUCGGGUCACCCAGGCAACUGGAAACUGCUGUCCCGACCAGUAAAAAUCCUCACGGCGUCUGGGUUUAAGACACACCGGCAUCGAAACUAUUUUUCUAAACAUAUUCCGCCUCCUCCAACAAAAAUGAUGAUUUUGGGAACAAAAUUGAAGAACAUAUCUUGAAUGCAUAAUGGAGUUGACACACAACGGAUUCCAAUAUGAAUAUCACAAUUUUACACAAUAUUCUACACAAAUUUACAAUGAUCAAUGUGUUUGGUUACUGUUUAAGUAUGCUUGCAUUCUACACACACACUUUAUGGAUCUCUCAACGCAAUGAUAAAUGUUACAAAUUGGUAAUCACAGCCCACUUACAUAUGUCUCAACAUUCUGCACGUAUUUUAAUGUACAAACGGAGUCCAUGUCCCUAAUUUUAAUAUUGUGUGCUAUACUUCUGUUUUACUUUUGUUGCUAGUCUACGUGUUAACAAAAACCCUUUCCAAUCUCUACAAUUCGCCAUUAGUUGUUAAUUUAACAAUGAAACUUAAUUGUUGCAAUAAUUCGAAUGUAACGAAAAUUGAAACGCCUUUUUACCAUUUAAGUAGUGCACUUAGUGAUUUGUCUCCCACAGAAUGAUUCUAUAUAGAAUUCACAGUUCGAAUUACACAAAACUUAUUGUACUUAGCAAUUAGCGCAGCUUUAACAAAAAAUUACAAAUUAGCAAUGCUUUGUUGAAAAGUUUCACUUCUAAAGUGCUUAGCCUUAGCCACCGGAUAUCGAAACACAAGACCGAAGCAUUAAUAAUUGCAAAAGUGUCACACAUUAGUAUUUGAUGCUUACUUUGUAGGAUUUAAGGCAUACAACUAAAAGACAACUCUUAAGUCGUUUCUGUGUAUUAUGUUUUUAAUUAGCAUUAUUUAAUAUUUACACAAACUGAUAGUUAAACAACAAAAACACCAACCGAAAUGCAAUUUAUUAAAUAAUAUACUGUACUAUUAACUUUAAACUAAAAAGGUUUUAGAACAAAUUCUAAUUUCAUUAUAUCUAAUUAGCUAAUAAACACAUUUUUAUGAUUUUUUCUUUAAAACUCGAAAAUGAAA